UUGUUGAGCGCGGGGGGCACGUUGGUUAACAACAGCCUUUGGAAGAAGAACUUAUGGCUGAAGCAUUUUCAUAAGGUUGGGAACUGUUUCUCCGUAGAAAACCUAGAAUUUACAUAAAAACGUGGAUUGGCGAGGCAAACAACCGUUAAACACCGAACUCCUGAGACACUGAUUGUGUAGGAGCGUCGUCUUGAACGCCGCUGAAGGCUCUAAGCGUGUCAACCUCUCCAGGCGUUCGACACCAAUACAUCUGCCAGCUAUAGGACGGUUACACAGGACACAUUUUCUAAGCAGUGAGCACCUAAUAUCAAUGUAGCACAUGGAUAUGGUGUGGACUGAUAGGGGCUGUUAAAAUUAAUGGGUGGGACUUGGUCCAAAAGUGCUACCGUUCAAUUGCGCCGGCUGGAACUGGGGCAGUGAAUGUGCCCAGUCGGCUACGCAUGGAUUUGUCAAUAGAGAGACGACCAACCAACGCAUCCUUUUGUUGUGGUGGAUAAAUUGUUCCACAUUGUAGCUAAAAAUUGAAUAUUUUAUUUCAACAAUAAAAAAUACAAACAUUUAUGAGAAUUCAGGGGAGGUAUUUUAACUGGAUCCAAGUGCGUCUAAAUCGGGAAUCCUGUCGACUACGGAUUUGAUUAAUCGCUUUCAAAGACAUCCCACUGCUCUCCAAAAACGGGACAAGAUGCCGUUCCACCAUGUGACGGCAGGACUGCUGUACAAGGGGAACUACCUGAGUCACUCUCUGUCUGAGGACAAUGACAGUGACCAGCUGGCCAGCAUCUCUGUGGAGGAGCUAGAUGAGAUCCGGGAGGCAUUCAGAGUGCUGGACCGGGAUGGGAACGGGUUCAUCUCCAAGCAGGAGCUGGGUAUGGCCAUGAGGUCCCUGGGAUACAUGCCCAGUGAGGUGGAGCUGGCCAUCAUCAUGCAGAGACUAGACAUGGAUGGAGACGGGCAGGUGGACUUCGAUGAGUUCAUGACGAUCCUAGGACCCAAGCUCCUGUCGUCUGAAACCAGGGAGGGCUUCCUUGGGAGCACGAUAGACAGCAUAUUCUGGCAGGGUCUUUCUCCAUCAGGGGCUAUGUGUGUCACCAAGCAGGUGCAGGGCUCCUCAGUUCAGUCUCACUGA
Oncorhynchus gorbuscha (pink salmon) is the source of this 1126-nucleotide messenger RNA. RefSeq names its product calcium-binding protein 8-like. Bases 683 to 1126 code for a protein of 147 amino acids. Gene Ontology annotation, molecular function: calcium ion binding. The transcript is spliced from 5 exons. Lineage: Eukaryota; Metazoa; Chordata; Actinopteri; Salmoniformes; Salmonidae. The record is from RefSeq and is a predicted model, not a curated record.